AUUUUGGUAGGAAGGGGAGGGGGGUUGAAUUUGAAAGUGGGAUCGUAAACAAGAUCCCCUCAGGGAGCCAACAUUGACUCGUAUUAUCCAAGGUACUUAUGUAGUGUUAUUAGGAUGUAUAUGUACAUUUUAUUGUUGUUUUCKCAGCCUGGGUAACUUCACUCCCAGCGUCAUGUAUCUACCUUUUUGCACCAUUAAGUACAUUCUGCUGUAACCGGUAUGGCGCACGUAAGACAGUAUGUAUGGGAACAGUCAUCGCUGCUUUCUCUCUCGUGAUGUCAUCCUUUGCAACAAACGUCAAAAUCCUUUACUUUUCUUAUGGCGUCUGUGGAGGAUUGGGAACUAGCCUGCUCUACUAUCCAAAUUUAGUUAUGAUGUCAAAAUACUUCAAAAAGAGGAUCUCCACAGCCAACGGCAUCUCCACAUCCGGAGCAUCAGUUGGUACAUUCAUCUUUUCUCCCGUGAUGCAGAAGUUGUUUACUGGUCUGGGACUUAGUCAUGGUCUUCGUAUUCUUGCUGGUUGCCAUGUGAUCUUGUUUGUACCAGUCUUACUGUACCGUCCAUUCAAGGAAACUCAGCAUGAGGCCGAGGAGACACAGGAAAAWUCCAAAUGGCUUGGGACCGAAGUGUUYAAGAAUCGUAGUUUCAUUGUAUGGCUUGUUGCAGUGUUUCUCUUCCAGCUGAAUUACAUGGUUCCUUAUAUUCAUUUGGUUCGUCUCGGUGAAGAUGUUGGUGCAAGUAAAGUUACAGCAUCAUUACUUAUAAGCAUACUGGCUGGUGGUUCUUUUGUUGGUCGUACSCUAUGUGGUCGUAUAGCUGACCUUCCAUGCUGUAACCGUCUGCGAAUCAUUCAAAGUGCUCUGCUUUGCAUUGCCGUGUCUACUAUACUAGUGGCGUUCGCUCCUGAGUUUGUGUGGGUGGCUGUGUAUGCUGCGGUGUUUGGAAUAUGUGAAGGUGUAUACAUCAUGGUAUUUAUGGUCAUUACUCGAGAUAUUGUUGGUGGUAAAUAUUUUGCCUUCGCCCUGGGCGUGGCCUACUGUCUCCUCUCAGUCCCUAAAACCCUUGGGCCUCUUCUAGCAGGACUGUUGUUUGACAUGUCACAGAAUUAUGUGUUACCAUUUACGUUGAUGGGAGCCUUAACUGUAAUCUCGUUGCUGUUGAUAUUCUUUGUUGGCAACAAGAGAUCGUCGAAAUCCUUCUGCUGUUUCUCCAAAAGUGAAGAUGAAAAAGAUGAAGUUGAUUUGGAAAUAAGAGAAGAGUUGGCCCUGGCCCUGCCGUUUUGCAAAGAGUCAACAGUGUAAGAUUGGACGCAGUACACACGUGAAAUCGAUUCCAUAGACUAUGACUCUUCGAGUACUAUGACUCUAGUACGUUCUAGUCUAUGCACGCGCGUUCAAGUAGAAUUUUUUUCGAAAGUUGAACGUACCUCAAUGCACUUGGCUUGCUAGUAUUUUAGAAGCCUYAUGACAAACAUCAUGCAAGAAAUAUCCCAGUGAUUCGAUUGGUUAGGAGGUAGCUUAGCAACUGUUGCUAAAGUACACUCACGCUACAAACUGAUCAUCGGCCAUGUAAGAGAGAAAAACUCUGUAAUUUGACUGUAUCAAAGCAACUUUUCUGUGGUUGCUAUAGGUUUGAUUACCACCGAAGACAUUAUGACUUAUCAACUUUGUACAACUGCAAAGUUAGUAAUAAACAUAUCUAUGCUGCGCUUCUUCAAAUGCAGUUGUUGUCCAGUGAUUAUAGCAUCAUCAUGAAAUCAUUUUGCUUUAGCKUAGUUUCUUGUGAUCAUUCGCAUUUUUCCUAUAGUGGACACGCCCUCGACUGAUAUAUAUGCGAAAAWCUUAUUUGAUUGAAUUGAAUGUGCAUUAAACUAUAUUAACUAUA
Messenger RNA from Exaiptasia diaphana, 1884 nucleotides. Its product is annotated as monocarboxylate transporter 14. Gene Ontology annotation, molecular function: monocarboxylic acid transmembrane transporter activity. The coding region runs from base 243 to 1301 and encodes 352 amino acids. The transcript is spliced from 2 exons. NCBI's taxonomy places the organism in Eukaryota, Metazoa, Cnidaria, Anthozoa, Actiniaria, Aiptasiidae. Gene Ontology annotation, biological process: transmembrane transport. The record is from RefSeq and is a predicted model, not a curated record.